Molecule: messenger RNA, 1383 nt
Organism: Tuber melanosporum (Perigord truffle)
Lineage: Eukaryota; Fungi; Ascomycota; Pezizomycetes; Pezizales; Tuberaceae
Exons: 5
Coding region: 1-1263 (420 amino acids)
Biological process (GO): rRNA methylation
Cellular component (GO): mitochondrion
Molecular function (GO): RNA binding; RNA methyltransferase activity
Source: RefSeq, a predicted model, not a curated record
AUGAACACCCCCCAAUCAGCUCGAUUAUUGCACAAAAUCCCUAUCAAGAUACUCUACAAACCUCUACACCGAUCGGUCUCCACAGAUUCUGCCAUCAACCGUGGUCUCCGUCGUUCAGCUGCUGCAGAUCGUUACUAUGGCUGUCAAAAGGACACUCGCGAGUACGACUAUAGCCCUGAGCCUGCAAUCUACCAAAAUUCCCCCCCACCCCUUGAUCCCACAAUCCGACGGGUUGUCGCUAGAAGAGAGGGAGAACCUAAGGGCGAUUACUUUGAGCUAGAACCAAGACGAGAACUAUCACCCCGUCUUGACCACGAACCCCCUCAAUUCGGUUACACUCCCGCCCCCCGUCGAUAUAUACCAAAAGUAAACUACGAUGCGGAAUGGAUAUACGGCACCUCUGUCGUAGAGGCUGCUCUAAGGUGCAAACGAAGGGAACUAUACAAACUUUACGUCUACGCAGGCGAUAACAGAACACCCGCCGCUCGGGAGCGGGACCGGGACAUGAAGGAUCUGGCACGGACCGCAGGUGUAGAAAUUGUCGACGAGGAGGACAUGGGGAAGAUGGAUAGUAUGAGUAACUCGAGGCCGCAUAAUGGCUAUGUUCUUGAAUGUCUACCUAUAAAAAGAACCCCUAUUAUAGCACUUAAAGGCGUCCAAGAAGAUAGAAACUUCUUUACAUUGGAGAUGGCCAGACAUUAUUUCGACGGCCGGCCAGUGACCGAACACUAUUAUGAUAAGAUUCGCUGCAGGGAUCCAAAAAGAAGAUACCCAUUCGUUCUCAUGUUGGACGAAAUAUUGGAUCCCGGCAACAUGGGGGCCAUCCUCCGCUCAGCCUACUUCCUGGGUGUAGAUGCUGUGACCAUUACGGCAAGAAAUUGCGCCCGACUCUCACCCGUCUGUCUAAAAGCCUCCGCUGGAGCCGCGGAACUCCUCCCAAUAUUCGAGCACGCAAAAAGUGAACGCAUGAUAACCCAGUCCACGGAAAAUGGCUGGACCGUCUACGCCGCCAUCCCACCGCCAACGAAGAACCAAGCCCGCAGAGAUCGAUACGUCUAUGCUCCCGAAGUGGCUGAGGUAGUUAAGGAGGGCCCCGUAGUGCUGCUCGUGGGCAACGAGGGGGAGGGUCUCCGACCACCGUUGAAGAAGUUGGCCAAGUUUUGUGUUAGUCUGGUUAAGGGGCCCGGUACUGACAGCUUGGUGGAUUCAUUGAAUGUUAGCGUUGCGACGGCGUUACUCUGCUCGAAGUUCCUGGGGGCCUGAUGGAUGAGAUUCAUGAAGUGCGUGUACAUUAUUGUUGAGUACUCCCCGUGAUUCAAAAUAGAUAUUUUCCCGCCAUGUAUGUAGAUUUACAAGUGAAGCUUCCUGAAUUCCGCUAGUAUC